Molecule: messenger RNA, 2218 nt
Organism: Nomia melanderi (Alkali bee)
Lineage: Eukaryota; Metazoa; Arthropoda; Insecta; Hymenoptera; Halictidae
Source: RefSeq, a predicted model, not a curated record
CUGGUUACUUGCGGCCGUCUCGUCGCAACGCGUGCAUCGCCGCUGCGAGGUUAUCGAUAAAUACACCGCAUUAUCGUCGCUGAUUGCACACGCGUUCAGAUCCUACCCACCAGUCAGUGAAUUUCGUUCUCAACACAUUCAUCUAAAUUGGUCCUAAUUUUCACCAGAACCAUCAACGAACAAACCUCUUCUCCAAACUGUCGAGGAUCAUUCCUGCGGAACCAACCCGAACAUCCAAUAGUGAAACAUCCACACGGUUCUCAAGAAGUUCGUCUACAGCUGGAAGUAAGUCCUCACUUUUAGAGCAAGACUGUAGAGAGCAUAAAAGUUUCCUGCUGUUUUUCAUCGAGUAAUUACAAUACGAUAUCUGUGUCAGCCGUUGCGCAAGUCCAAAGAAAAAGAUCAUCCCAGCUUCGCUCGACCGUCGGAGAAGAGUACAUACCUACCUUGAACACUCGGGCAGCCAGUCAACUGGUGUCAUUGUUCCCGACAGUCCGUCGGAACACGCUGUCUUGUCCGGUUGUUGCGCGUUGCCCGCAGCGACAUUAUUUUUCUGGUAAAUCAACUCGGGACGCUGCGUCGGUAUGAAGUCCCAUAAGGGCCGUGAGCAGAGUAUCGAUUUUAUCGAGAACGAUCUGAUACCGGAGAUGGUGCAUGAUCGCCGGUUCUGCGAGCCGGGUUCGCGGGAGUUCGUCGAGUUCGACUCGGCAACCGUGCGGCUCGUCGAGCUGAGCCACACCAGUGAAAUCUACCGCGUGGAGACUGUCGUUCGGUUCUCCGGCGAGCCGACUAACUUCCCCUUGUUAGUGAAACUGUUUCCGGAGGAGGGGGAGGAGGAAGAGGAGGAGCGGUCCCGUACGUCGUUCGCCGCGUACCAAAACGAAGAAAUGUUUUACGCGAAGAUGACAAGCAAGUACGGCGACGAUCUCGCGCCGAAGUGUUAUCUGGCUGAUUUAGGGCGUUACGGGAGACCGGUGUUCGUGCUGGAGGAUCUUGAGGCGGUCGGAUACUCGCAGGCGGACGGUGAAUUGGACGAGGAUCACUUGAAAUUGUGCGUGGAGGUUCUGGGAAAGUUCCACGGUAGAGGUCUCAGAUUGAAGGCCACGGAGCCACCGGUCUUCAGGGAGUUCGAGGCGAAGCUGCUUGAAAUUACUCUCACCGAGGAAUCGAUGAAGCAUUACGAGAAAAAAUCUUCCAGACUAAUUGACAUCGUCGAAGGAAUGCCGGAUCCGACGUUAGCCGAGAAGGUGAAGCUGAAGUUGAUUAAGAGCCCGAUGGAGACGGUGAAGAGUAUUGCGUCGGAGGUGAAUGAGCUUGCCACGAUCUGCCACGGUCAUUUUUCACACGAUAACCUACUGUUCAAAUACCAGAACGGGAAACCGAUCGACGUGAAGGUGAUCGACUGGCAAACAAUGAGGUACUGUUCACCGGCCGUCGAUCUCGGGCCCAUUCUACUGUAUAAUAUGAGGUUCGAGAACGGCCCGUCUGAACUUGAAGCGAUGUUGACGAUGUACGUGGACACCGUCAAGUCUGAGUAUCCCGAGAUAGCCAGUGAAGGAUUGAAGAAGGACAUCGUCGACAAGCUUCUGUUCGCGUGUCUUAUCUUAUCCUUCCAGGAACACAUAAGCGACGACGAGCUCACGCGGAUUAUUCAACAAGCGGAACGAUUAAACAUCUUCGAUUGAAUGUCCCAUUAAACCUAGCGCUGGCAAGGUAUUCCUCGAAACUUGAACUACUAGAGUCCACUGUGAAACAGAGUAUACACGUGACCCUCGAUUUACGCGGUAAAUUAGAACACUAUUUACGCGGUAGUUUUUACGUAAUCUGAAGUUAACAACACCGAAUGAAGUGUACUUUUGUUUCCUGAAAUGUUAUUAUUUAUUUCGUUUACAUAUAUGAAAUAAAUAUGUAUUUUUGAAUCUUAUACUAGUUUUCCUUUCGAAUAUUUUGUUUACUCUUGUAUCGACAGACUCCAUUUACGCGAUUUUUAUUCGCGUAAAAGGAAUCCACGCGAAACGGAUUUUUGCGUAAAUCGAGGGUUAAGUGUAUGCUGAAGAACAUCGUAUCUUAAAUGAUAAAUAGUGAUAAUAAAAUUUCAAAUUUAUUAAUAUUUCUUAAUACGUUGAAUGCCAAGAGGAUCACCGGUGACCCCCAAAUCGAAUUACUAUAGUUCAUUCAAUUAAACGAUGAUUAUUUAGAAACAUUUCUAUAUUAUAAA